Molecule: messenger RNA, 507 nt
Organism: Sclerotinia borealis F-4128
Lineage: Eukaryota; Fungi; Ascomycota; Leotiomycetes; Helotiales; Sclerotiniaceae
Source: the annotation of a GenBank genome assembly
AUGUCUUCCAACGUCGGCCUUACAACGCCUAGAGGAAGUGGAACUUCAGGUUACGUCCAAAGAAAUCUUGCGCACAUCAGACCCCGCGACCAAAUCAAGCCUUAUCCCACGGAUAUCGACAGCCUCAGACAUCGGCAACGACAACCAGAUAAAGAGAUCCUUGAGCAUGACAGAAAAAGAGAAGUCGAGGUCAAGGUCUUCGAGCUACGUGAUAAACUGGAAGAAGAAGGAGUGGAUGAAGAAGAAAUCGAAAUUCAAGAAGGUGCAUUACGGAAGAAGCUAUUGAAGGAAAUGGAGCGAGGUAACGGGCCAAAUAGGAAAGGUCUGAAGAUGCAUCAAGUGCAUGAAUUGGCCGAGGCGAAAAUCAAGCAGGACGAUAAGUUCAGAAGUGCCUUGGGCAUUUCUAAGGAUUAUAAGGAGGGUGGCCAUUGGCAGAAGCAGGAAGAUAGACAGAAAGCUGCAAUGGAAAAGAAUGGCGAAGGCUCUGCAGCUGCACCUACGAGAUAA